GGGGAUUUCUCUCUCUCUUUCUCUCACGCACACACACUAUUUCUCUCUCUCUCUCUGUCUCUCUCUCUCUGUCUCUCUGCAGACUAUUUUUGUUCGUCAUUAGCGGCUAACGGCUAACGCACACUCACACAGAGAUGUCAGGUCGAUGUUAACCCUUUAUUAUGUCCUCAGCUGGGUUUACUGUGACCCGGGUUCGGUCCAUGUGACCCGGGACAACUGACCUGGUCCGGGAGUUUUGAGGUAGGGGGUGGGGGUGGGGGGAGGCGGCACAGUUAGCCUCUGCUAGCAUGGCUAAGCUAACUCCCCGGUUUUAGCAUCAGGAGCUCCGAGUAGAUUUAUUGUCAGUCCGGGUUCGAGCUUCACUCCGGACCAGACCAUCCAGAACCCCCACCCCCGAGUUCGGCCUCUGUCCCGAGUGUCUCUGGUAAGUUUUAAUACUGAGGAUCAGGUUAUUGAUGAAGGUUUACAGCUAACUGUUAGCAACAUUAGCCGUUAGCUUAGUGGAGUCUUUGUUUUCCCAGAGGAGCUUAGCCGUUAGCAUGUUAGCAUGUUUAGCUAGCACCUCUGGGAAACUCAUAAAGGACUGUCUGGUCCAAAGAGGUCCAGACCUCCAGAUCUGAGUCCAGACCUCCAGAUCUGAGUCCAGACCUCCAAACCUGAGUCUAGACCUCCAAACCUGAGUCCAGCUGACCCUCUGAGGCUGAAACCUGAUUCUACUAAAGACCGGUUGUACAGACCUGAUCCUGAUCCAGGUGGGGGGUACUUAAGUUCAUAAACAGGUCUGCUCUAACCCCCCGUCUUUUUCUACAACCUCCCAGGGUGACCAUGGACCCUAAACCAGACCGCAGACCGAGACUCUCAGGGUCCCUCCUUUACCUGCUCGUCCUCUCAGGUGAGUUCACUCUGCCCCCGAACUCCCCUACUCUCAACUGUGGAGGGCGCCUCCAUGAAAACUGGAGGGUAUAAAUCAGAUGGGCGGGUAUGGGACACCCUCCUAACUCCACUGGAAAACAUAAAGAUCCAUUGCCAUAGCGACACAAAGAUGUGUCCUGUUCAUUACAGCAUGUUCAGUUCACAUCUGUACCAGCUGCCUCGUUUCUUCAUCAUCCCAGUAAAAUCAUAAAUCCAGGAACCAUCACAGAGACAGGAGCUCAAUCAAACUUCUGAUUGUUAGUGAUUCACACUAGGGGUGGGAAUCUUUUACUGUUUUUCGAUUCGAUUCUGAUUUUUGGAGCCACAAUUUGAGUUGAAAUGGAUUUUUGAUUCAAAACAAUUUUAUUCAUAAUGAUUUUAUUUUAAUGAUUCAGAUCAUGAUCUACUCACUGCUGUGCAGAAUGACAAAUAAAGACAUUAAGGUGUCUUUUUCACAUUUAUUUAGCUUUAAGGUCCUUACCAUAGACUGUAUAUAAGAUGGACACCGUGGUUCCGCCUUCCGCCUGUAUACGAAUUUGAAGCCAAAAAGCUCUCGGUAAUUCCGGGUUUUUCUCCACUUCCUUGAAACCAGAGCUGCGCAGUAGCGACGCGCACAUUCGGCCGCGCAUAUCCCGGGGAAGACUUUUGCCGGGGAAAGUCCUGUCUCCUUUGCUUCUGAUUGGUUAGAAAAGCUUGAAACGUCAUCACACGCUCAAGCCAAACAGUCAGCACUUAUAGCCAAUCAGAGGCGAUAACAUAAGCACAUGAAGCUAUGGUAACAACCAUUAGCUUACAUUAGCACAGAUGAAGGUAAAACAAAGACAUUUAUCAAACUGUUAAAGCUCACAAACCAUCAUCAUAUCAGAAAUCUGCCACUAUUACUUUUACCAUGAGCUCUACUGCUUUAACUUCUACUUCUUCUAUUCUAAAACUACUUCUACUGCUUACAUGACUACUAAUAUCACUACUACAACUACCUAUUAUCAUUCUACUUCUAGUACUACAACUAAAACUUACGCCACUUCUCACUUUUCUGUGUUUUAAGGUCAUUUUCUUCCUUAUCCAAUUUUUUUGCAAUUUCAGACAGUUUUUCUAGCCUAAUUCAGCAUGAAUGCAGUUUUUAUUUAUAAAGCACAUUUAUACUGUUUGGACUUGAACAAUUUUCACUUUCAUCCAACUUCCACUUCUUCUUCACCAUUUUUUAUUAGCAGUUUUGGAAGAAUAUGCUAUGAAUGCAACAUUGCCAUGACCCCCCCCCGAUUGCACAGGUGUGUGUGUUCACUUUAAAUCCACCAAACACACCUGCAGCUUACACACAUAAACACAGACACUAGCAAACACAGUCACACACACUCACACACAAAAACACACACACUCACACACUCUCUGCUCUUCCUCCUCUGAUGGCGGCAGGAUGUCUGGGGGAGGGGUUUACUCUGUCGUAGAUCACUAUGGUAACUGAAUGUCUGACCUGCUCAGGUAAUCUUCAUGAUCUGAUAUCAAUGUGUAGAAAACUCACCAACCAAUCAGAGUGCAGCUCACGGCACAGUGGGAGAGAGCGUUUAUUCUGAAUCAGAUUAAUUAAGGUUCUGAUGCUUCUUAUGGUUCUGAUCCUCUGACAGGCGCUGGAACGGAGUUUUACCAGUUUUGUCCUCUGUCUUUACCCAGGAUGCAUCGCUGCGUCUCAGAGGAACGAUAACGUCUAUGUGUCCGGGAUUUCUAAUGGUAAGCUUGCUGUGAUGUCACAAUCAUACUAAUAAUGUCAUAUCCAGUUUCGUGGUCAUAAUGAGCUCACCCCCCCACCCCACCCCCUUAGCCUGCGGCGACAUGGCGGAGCUCCUGCGGGCGUCCAGCGGCGUCAUCACCAGCCCUGGGUGGCCCUUUCAGUACCCAUCCAGACUAAACUGCAGCUGGAACAUCAGAGCCCGCCCCGGAGACACCAUCACUAUCAGGUGUUAAAAUUUUGUUAAUUUAAUUAAUACUGUAUAUCUACAUGUUAUUUUUUAACAAAUGUCUGCCCGCCUUUUAAAACACGUCUUCAAAGAAUUAAAGGCAGAAAAAACUCAUUUCAAAUCUUUUUUAUUGCUAAAACAACUAUAAAAAAUAAUAAUGAGGUAUUUUGUCUAAAGUGCAAAAAAUUAACUUCCAAUUCUUUUGCUCAGGGUGAAAUGGUCCCACACCUUGUUUCGCUUGCUUUCUUUGGCAUCUGUAAAAAAACAAAACAAAAAGAAAAAAAGCGAGAGAACAGCAAGUAUGAAUUAAAUAUGCAUUAUUUAAAUGAAUCUGUCCAGUUAUGGGCCAUUUUCAAACUCAUAGCCUACAUUCAGCAUUUUUCUUGGGUUUACAUAAUAUGACUUACACUACAUCCCUGGCUAUUUAUUUUAACUGUAAUAAAGAUAAUAAUCUAAUUCUUUUCAGCUCAUUAUUCAGACUGUAGCUGGUGUGAAGGUCCUUACACACCGGGGCCCACGCAGAUAUAGAACACGAAAUUACGAAAUAUUCGGAGGUGAAUUUUGACGCGCCUGUCUAUACACAUCAAGCCCUAUGCGAUUUAGCUGCUUUCCAGGGGGGAAAAGACACAUCCCGGGAAAGACUUUUGCUGGGGAAAGUCCUGUCUCCUUCGCCUCUGAUUGGCUAGAAAAGCUGGAAAUGUCAUCACACGCUCAAGCCAAACAGUCAGCACUUAUAGGCGAUAAGAUGAGCACAUAAGAUGAAACUAUGGUAACAACCAUUAGCUUACGUUAUCAACAGAUGAAAGUUAAAACAAAGAUGUUUAGCAAACUGUUAAAGCACACAAACCAUCGUCAUAUCAGAAAUCCGACGCUAUGACUCUCCACAAGUUGUCCUUCAGGUCGUUAUUUUUGUAAUACAGGACUGUCUCAGAAAAUUAGAAUAUUGUGAUAAAGUUCUUUAUUUUCUGUAAUGCAAUUAAAAAAAAACAAAAAUGUCAUACAUUCUGGGUUCAUUACACAUCAACUGAAAUAUUGCAAGCCUUUUAUUAUUUUAAUAUUGCUGAUUAUGGCAUACAGCUUAAGAAAACUCAAAAAUCCUAUCUCAAAAAAAUUUGAAUAUUUCCUCAGACCAAGUAAAAAAAAAGAUUUAUAACAGCAAAAUAAAAUCAAACAUUUGAAAAUGUCAAUUAAUGCACUCAGUACUUCGUUGGGAAUCCUUUUGCACGGAUAACUGCAUCAAUGUGGCAUUGCUGAGGUGUUAUGGAUGCCCAGGAUGCUUCAAUAGCGGCCUUUAGCUCAUUUGCAUUAUUGGGUCUGGUGUCUUUCAGCUUCUUCUUCACAAUACCCCACAAAUUCUCUAUGGGGUUCAGGUCAGGGGAGUUAGCAGGCCAAUUGAGGACAGUAAUGCCAUGGUCAGUACACCAGUUACUGGUGGUUUUGGCACUGUGGGCAGGUGCCAGAUCAUGCUGGAAAAUGAAAUCAUCAUCUCCAGAGAGCUUUUCAACAGAUGGAAGCAUGUAGUGCUCUAAAAUCUCUUGGUACACAGCUGCAUUGACUCUGGACUUGAUGAAACACAGUGGACCAACACCAGCAGCUGACAUGGCAUCCCAAACCAUCACUGACUGUGUGAACUUCACACUGGAUUUCAAGCAACUUGGAUUUUGCUCCUCUCCAGCCUUCCUCCAGACUCUGGCGCCUUGACUUCCAAAUGAAAUACAAAACUUGCUUUCGUCUGAAAAGAGGACUUUGGACCACUCUGCAACUGUCCAGUGCUUCUUUUCCAUAACCCAAGUCAGACGCUUCUUCCGUUGUCUUGAGUUCAGGAGUGGCUUGACCAUGGGAAUACGGCUAUUGUAGCCCAUUUCCCGAACACGUCUGUGAACAGUGGCUUUUGAUACCUGGACUCCAGCUUCAGUCCACUGUCUUUGAAGCUCCCCCAAAUUCUGGAAGCGGCUCUUCUUCACAAUGCUGUUAAGGCUGCGGUCCUCUCUCUUGGUUGUGCAGCGUUUCCUGCCACAUUUCCUCCUUCCAACAGACUUUUUGUGAAUGUGCUUUGAAACUGCACUCUGUGAACAGCCUGCUCUUUUAGAAAUUUCUUUUUGUGUCUUACCCUCCUGAUGGAGGGUGUUAAUGAUGGUCCUCUGGACAGCAGUCAGGUCAGCAGUCUUCCCCAUACUUGUCAUUUAGUUUACUGAACCAAUCUGAGUGUUUUUAAAGGCUCAGGAAACCCUUGCAGGUGUUUCGAGUUAAUUAGACGAUUCAAGUGAUUAGUUAAAUAGCCUGCUAGUAUACUUUUUCAUGAUAUUCUAAUAUUUUGAGAUAGGAUAUUUGCGUUUUCUUAAGCUGUAUGCCAUAAUCAGCAAUAUUAAAACAACAAAAGGCUUGUAAUAUUUCAGUUGAUGUGUAAUAAAUCCAGAAUGUAUGACAUUUUCAUGUUUAUAGUUGCAUUACAGAAAAUAAAGGACUUUAUCACAAUAUUCUAAUUUUCUGAGACAGUCCUGUAUAUGUGUCUUUUAUCAAAAAGCACUCUGUUCUUCAACACGUAAACAAUCAGCCGGUCAGCCAUGUUGGAUAUACCGGUGAAUCUGACGUCGCAACAACACGCAAUCUGAUUAGUCAGUAUGCGAAACUUCUGAAAAAUUGACUGUGAUCCGAAAAAAUAAAUGCUGCAAUAUUGCAGAACAGGAAAACGUCGCUAAUGUGAAUGCUUGUAUUGACAGGAUACGGGUUCGAAAAAAAAUAUUGACGUCCGAAAUAAAUGCACAACAAAAACCGCUCCUGGUGUGAAAGGACCUUGAGUCUGAUUAUUUUGUCAACCUCUGUCUUGUCAAACCCACGCACUCGUCAUCCUCUAAAAUACAUAGCCUAUAUAAAUACAUAAAAAUAAACCUCAUAAAAACAUCAUAAAAAAUGAGGAGCACUUGAUAUACUGUUGGUUACUGCUCUUCACCCCGACGGGAAGAUCUCAGUAAUAUUCCAUAUUUUUAUCAUGAAUCAAACUCGGAGCAGAAAAGCGUUUUCGUUUCCGAAAAUAUUGGCGAAGAUUUGGCUGAUUACCGAUUAGUCUCAAAGGGGCUAAAAUUGGCAGAUUUAAUUGGCUCACCGAUAAAUCGGUUGGGUCCUAGUUAGGACCAUCAGAGGGGUCUGAUUCUAACAGAUCAGUCUGGUUCUCCUGGUCCCCAGUUUCCAGGACUUUGACCUGCAGGGUUCCCACCGGUGCUCCUUAGACUGGAUGUCCAUCAGCAGCUACAGAAGUCUGGAUGGACUCCGGGUCUGUGGUUCCUCUGUGCCUCCACCCUACAUCUCCACCCAGGACCACGUCUGGAUCCACUUCCACACUGACGACAGUCUGACCGGGAAAGGGUUCAGACUCUCCUACAUCACAGGUACCAUCAAGACCUGUAGACCUGUAGACUUGAUACCAACAAGACCUGUAGACCUGAUACGAACAAAACCUGUAGACCUGAGACCAACAGGACCUGUAGUCCAGACUAAAUGUGGGAUUGUUCGUACACACUCAUUACGAAAACACAUCUGUACAUAUGCAGCGUUGAUAAAUGAGGACUCUGAUCAUCCAAAGGUCUAAGGCAGGGCUAUUCAACUUAAUUUAAAAAACCCAAGGGGCUGGGGGCCGGACCGCCACAGUGUCUCCCCUGUGCUAUGAAUAUGUGUACACUUGACACAACACGCAACAACCACAUUUUCACAUUUCAAGUUUUAUUUAACUACCACCUGGAAAAGUAGUACUUUUAAAAAAAAAUAGUGCUUUAAUUUUAUGGCAACAUCUCAAAUGUCAACAUUUUAAAAUAAAAACAAAUAACAAGUGCAUGAUGUGCAUCUGCUCUUUCUAACAUGCAUCAUGUGCAUAUGAACAAUACGAAACAAUAAUAAUUCAAAUAGUGCAGCUUAUGAAAUAGUGCUUCAUAUUUGUGCAACAGCUGCAUAUCACAGCAGCUCAAGGCACACUUAUUGUACUUUCUUUAAUUCUCAAAAAGGGGACAGGCCUAGACUACACACAUGGGCAACUAAUGAGACAGAUUGCACUUCUGUGACUGGGCAAUGCCAGAGAAAGAGGGUUCAAAGGGCGUGAAGGCUACCUGCAAACAUGUCAAUUAUUUUCAGUUGCAGGGGACCCUCAUCAAUUUCAAGUGAUGCAAGGAACUCUUGUCCUUCGCUGGAAAUAGCAGCUACAUUGGCAAAUGGGUUGCUGACAAAAUGCAUUAGUUCUCUGGGCAUGUCAAAGUCAUCAAAUCGUUGUGCAAAGUUUUCCCUCAAUUUAUCAAUGAAAUCUGUCAUUAUUGGGUGACUUUUGGUUUGACUUCACUUGUUGAUGACUUGAUAUAUUUGCAAAGUGUGGGAAAAUGGAACAUUCUGUCAAUGAGAUCAGAUAAGAAACGAACUAGUUUCAAUUGGUAGACAUUUGAAUGUUUUUAUUUUUAAUAAAUUUGCAAAAUGUUCUAAAAAAAGUUUUUCCCUUUGUCAUUAUGGGGUAUUUUGUGUAGAAUUUUUGAGGGAAAAAGGGAAUUUAAUCCAUUUUGAAAUAAGGCUGUAACAUAACAAAAUGUGGAAAAAGUGAAGUGGUAUGAAUACUUUCUGGAUGCACUGUAUAUAUAUAUAUAUAUAUGUGUGUAUGUGGUCGUCCUGGCUUCAUAAAGGUCCAGUUUGAAGUGAUGGCGUUCUCUGAUUGGCUGACUCUGUUGUGGUCAUAGGGAAGCCGGAGGCAUCCAGCUGUGACGUGGAUCAGUUCCACUGCUCUAACGGGAAGUGUAUCCCUGAUUGGUGGCGCUGUAACUCCAUGGAUGAGUGUGGAGAUAACUCUGAUGAGGAGCUCUGCGUGGACUCGCCCUUCUCCUUCCAGCCCUGCAGCCUGAACCAGUUCCCCUGCCUGUCCCGUUACACCCGGAUCUACACCUGCCUGCCCCACAGUCUGCGCUGUGACGGCAGCAUCGACUGUCAGGUAAUUAACCCCUUAAGUUAAUUCCUGUUUGUACUGAGAUCAGGGUGCAGGUUUAAGGUGAUGGAGUUCUCUUUAAUUAUCUUAAACUGACCCUCAUAUUGAAGCUGAACCAUCAGGGCUGCAGUGGUGAGGACCUCCAGCCUGUCAGGGGAAAUAAUAAAACAAGAACACAAUUAACUGAUUUAAACCGACAAGGAUAUAGGGAUCAGUAUAUGGGAGCAUGCCAGUAAAAUAUCUAGGGAUGGGAAUUGAUAAAAUUUUAUCAAUAUUGAUGCCAUUAUCAAUUCAACGAUUCCCUUAUUAAUGCCUUUCUUCGAUUAAAAAAAGUAGACAAUAGGUUUUCACCAUUAACUCAAAAUUUGGAGUCUCUGAUAAUAGAAACAGAUGUAUGCCACCUUCAGUGAGAGUCUAAAAUAAUAAGGGCUGGGUAUUGAUUCAGAUUUUUUCAAAUCAAUCGAUUCAAUUUUACACGGUCCAAUUCAAUUUGAUUCACGAUUCGAUUUGAUAUUGAUUCAGUCAGGGAUAUCUCAGUUAAAAUGGCCAAAUGCAUUGAAUUUAACUAGUAACCUUUUGACCUGGUAGAUAAUUAAAAAUUGUUUACAUUAAAAAUUGCACCCAAACUAGUAGCAUUCAUCAGGUGCAUUUAUUUAAACCAAGUGACUGACAGAAAAUAUAUGAAUAAAUGAAUUAAAUUAAAAUAAGUUACAUGACAAUGUAAAUAAAGUAGCUACAAAGAUGACACAAAUAAACAGGACACUCACUUAGCUGCAACUGUCUUACAGCUUUUGUACAAUAACAAAGUGCUUGCGACACAACUGUAUCAAAACAGAACCAUCUGUUGACUCAAAUAAAUGGUAAAUUAAAAUAGUGCAAAUAAGUCAGUUUUUUUUAACAUGGUCAGUAUAUUUUAAACAUACUAUGUAAACUGAAACAUGCCCUCAAAAAAGUGGUGACAUUACAUCUUGUUUUUCUGGCAUUCUGAACUUCAUGUUUAGUUUUGUUUUGUUUUUCCAUGAAAACAAAAAAGAAAAGUGCUGAAGUCUAACAGCUCUGAAUUACUUCUGAAGUGUUUUCCUGAAACAUUAAUGCAAAAGAUCUUGUUAACUGCUGACCAAUAAUCACACUGUGUGACCUUUCAUCCCUUUUAUUACUUGUCAAAGAGAGUGAGAUUUUUCUGCAUGAAAAGGAGCUGAUCAACAUGUUGAGGAGUAAGGCAGCUCCUUUUUUUUACAGAAACCACCUCUGCUUUAACCUAAGAUGCAGACAGCAAGGACUUGUUCCCAAAAGCCUACGCUUGUUUUCUCACGGUCAAAGGGCACAGGGCAGACAGCAUUCUUUCCAGGACACAGAAGCAGCUCCUCAAUGAAAGGAUUAGGCAGGUUAACUUCACCAUCAAGGCCCUACAAGCUAAAAUAAAUCACACCAAGGAGACACUGGCAUCCCGACUACCAGAGGACAUCCUCAACAAAGUCCACAACUUUGUUGACAAGGCUCAGACCUCUCAACAUAACAAAGGCAAGAUAAGGCAAACACAGAAAUUUGACAGACUGCUCGCCAAGCACUCAAGAAGUCCAUCAGAACUUGCUUGGAGGGACAAAACUGCCACACAGACACUAACAUGCAAGAAAAGUGGGUGAAGAAUUUGUCAGACAGGGUUCUCAAUCAGCCGGAAAAGGAAGUCCUUUACAAAGGAUUAAAUUUUGCAGUUACCCCGGAACAGAUCCCGGUGGUGGACCUUAUCACAGCCACGGCGUCAGCUAUCCGCAACAACAAUCUGACGGUCAUGGAGGCAGAGCAACUUAGGUUGAAGGUAACAGCUGCUCUCUGGAAUGCCAAAACACCUCCUUCCAACCGGACCAUGCAGGAAAGAGGAGCCUUGGCAUCACUGCAAAAAGAUGAAAACAUCACCAUCCUGCCUGCAGAUAAGGGGAGAUGCACUGUUGUACUCAACACCAUGGAUUACCAUGACAAGGUAACAAGCCUUCUCAGUGACACUGCCACCUAUGAAACUCUUAAACGGGAUCCCACCAACAGCUACAAAAAGAAAGUUAUCUUCAACAGCUGGAAAAGGAUGGAGUUAUCGACCGCCCACUCUAUUACCGGCUAUACCCAGGGGAAGCUGUCCCAUGCAUUUACAGAUUACCUAAAAUACACAAGGAAGGGGCCCCCCUUAGACCCAUCAGCAAGCAGCAUUAACUCAGUCACAUACAAAGUGGCAAAACAUUUGGCCACCAUCCUAGCUCCUCUUGUCGGCCACACCACUCACCACGUCAAAAACUCACAGGACUUUGCUGAGAAAAUCAAGGACAUCAGGCUGGACUCAGAUGAAACCAUGGUUUCCUAUGAUGUCACAUCACUUUUCACGAGUAUUCCGACAACAGAGGCAGUCCAAGCAGUAAGACAACGCCUCUUACAGGACAGCACACUGGAAGUCAGAACCAACUUAACUCUCGACCACAUCUGCUCCUUAUUGGACAUCUGCCUCAGCACCACAUAUUUCCAGUUCAGAGAGCGCCAUUACAGACAGAAACAUGGAUGCGCGAUGGGCUCCCCAGUUUCUCCAAUAGUGGCAAACCUGUACAUGGAAGAGGUAGAGAGGAAGCCCUAACCUCCUUCGAAGGAGCAGCACCUAGCCGCUGGUUCAGAUGUGUGGAUGACACCUGGGUUAAGAUCAAAACACAUGAAGUAGAGGCCUUCACUGACCAUAUCAACACAGUGGACAGCAACAUCAAGUUCACCCGUGAAGAUGUCAAGGACAAAGUGUUGGCCUUUUUGGACUGUGCUGUACACUUGGAGGCAGAUGGGUGUCUCAACGUUGAAGUGUACAGGAAACCCACACACACGGAUCAGAGAACAUUCCCACGAAGAAAGAAGGUAAGGAAAAGGAACAGAAGCACAUCAAAAAUGCCCUGGCAACCUGUGGAUACGCUAAGUGGGCCUUCAUGAAGAACAGAAAGAGAAAUAACACUGAACACGAAAGGGAGGAGAGACGCAGGAGCGCUGUAAUCCCUUACGUUGCAGGCCUGUAAGAAAAACUCAAGAGGAUCUUUGUCAAACACCACAUUCCUGUUCAUUUCAAGCCUGGUAACACACUGAGGCAGAAGCUAGUCCAUCCCAAGGACAAAACACCGAGACAUAAACAGAGUAAUAUGGUGUAUGCCGUCCAGUGCAGCGAGGAAUGCUCGAACCUGUACAUUGGGAGAUGUGUUUCUACGACCCAUUCUUUCCAACUCCUCCCAGUCGUUGUCUGUCCCCUUCUCCAGCAAGAUAAAUAUCUGCUCCUCACACUAGCAAUAUUUAGAACUGAAGAAAGAAAGGCAAAGCCUUGAAAUGAGGGUCUAACGCUAAAGCAACAUAGAACCUGUCCUUCAGGGCUACAUACCUUGAAAAGAUAUCACACAUUUUAAUCAUGUUAUUUCAUAGGAUAUUAAUGUGCAUGCAUGCACACACUUCACAUUUUUUAAGCAUACCUGGAAUUCAGGUUGUUGUAUGCAGCUGUCUUGAUCUCUUUGAUGAGUGUUAAAUCUUCGGGGGACACAACACAUCUCCUCAAACAGUUGUGCAGGCAAGGGAACAAUGAUGGACAGGGUCAGGGAUGUCCCCUCAGACAUGGCAAGAGUGGCUGCUUUCAGUGGCUGAAGACCUUUAAACCAGAUCUUCUGCCACUGUCAUGUCCACUUCUGUCAACGUGCAGAGAUCUUUCUCGUUUCUGCGCACUUCAGGUGACAGUAGAGCUGCUGAGAUUGCUGGUUGCUGCUCGAGGAACCGUUCUAGCAUCUCCAGUGAGCUGUUCCAUCAAGUCACCACAUCAAUCACCAUCUUGUGUACAGGAAGCUCCAGUACCUUUUGCUUCUCACUGAGGAUGCGGCUUGCUGUAGUGCUACGAUGAAAAAUUGCGGCGAUGCGUCUGAUUCUGCCGAGCAAGCGCGCAGCUGGAGGGACUUUCAGCGCAGUUUGCGAAGCUAAAUUAAGAAGGUGCGCAAAGCAACGAAUGUGCUGCAAGCCCACAAUCUCCGCAGCACGGACGAAAUUUGCAGCAUUGUCAGUUACAAUGGCUGGCACUUUGUUUGUAAGCUUCCACUCGCCUAUCGCAUUGAGUAACAGGUCGCUGAGAUUCGUCGCUGUGUGGCUGGUUUCCACAGCACUUGUUUGGAGAACAUGGCAUGCGAGGACCCAGUCGUCGUUAAUGUAGUGAGCAGUAAUUGUUCAGAUAUGAAUCUGUUGCUCUCGAUGUCCAACAGUCUUAAGUCAAUGCCACACUCUCCGCUGCCUGAAGCAAAGUUUCGAUGCUUUGCUUCAAACAUGCAUACAUGUUUGGAAUUGUCACUUCACUUAGUGGUUUACGAGUCGGUAAAACAUAGCGUGGCUCCAGCGUUCUCAUGAGACUUCGGAAACCAUCGUUUUCAACGACACGACACGAAUGUCUUUGCAUAUAAAAACUGCAAUAGCCUCCGUUAUCUUCCGUGCACGUUGAGAGUUUGCCGGUAACUUGGGGGCCAAUACCUGCUCCAGGCUAGUUUGUUUGAGCCGUGCCGAGUCCAACUGUGUUACUGUUUCUGGGUGAUGUCUUGUCAGAUGGUUGCGGAGAGUAGUCGUAUUCCCACGGUAUUUCACCGCUCCGUUGCAUACUUUGCAUAUUGCUUAUUUUUUGUCAUCCGCGUUGUUCUCUCCAUCCUUUUUAAAACAAAAAUACACCCAAACAUCAGCCUUAAACCUCGCCGGGGUUGCCGCUAAUGCUGUACUCCCUUCCGCUACGCUUCCUUCUCUUGCUCACGGCUGUUAAUAACAUCUCGCGAGAUAGUGUUCGGUGGAAAGCCGCACUAAACGCUGAUUGUGCAAUACUGCCAGAGUUGAAACAGGCUGUUCUCUGCAAGUUAAAAGAUCGAUCUAUGGAUUUAUGAAUUGAUAUCAGACAAUAAAAAGGUGAAACUAUUCAAAUCGAUUAAAUCAAUUUUUUUAACCCAUCCUUAAAAAUAAUCAAACAAAAAUGCUUUUUAUACUGCAUUUCUGACAUGCAUUGUGUUUACGUUAAUACAGGACAUAUGUUAGGGGGUCUGCAGGACAAUGGUCGGUGGGGCCAGCCUUUAACCGUUUUCUUAGAGUGAUAGAUUUUUUACUAGCUGCCAGUAUGAUACUCAGAUGUUUCCUGUCAUUGAAAUUCCAACUCUCAUAUUGUAUAUCACAUAAGAACAUUGAUUCAAAAUUAAAUACGAAGCUUGUACCGAACAAAUUCUUAAUAUGUUCAUUCUUCCCAGUGUUUUUUAAUCAUCUGGCAGUCCCAGAAAAUAUGAAAAUGAUUGGCUCCCUUGGUCCCACAAAGCCUCCAGCAAACAUCACCACUUCCCUGAUAUCUUUUCUGAACUGGUGUUAAAAAGAAAUAUGCAAUGUUCUUCCAACAUAACUCUCGCCAGAUGUUUGACCCUGUUGAAUUCCACUGAUACUUGCAUAUUUUUUCCCAACUCUCCACUUAGAUGGAUUCAUUUCCUUCUGUUUCCCAUUUUACCUUUAUGUAAUCAGAGGUCUCUUGCUUGGAUUGUUGAAUACCUCUAUAUAGUUUAGAUAUGAUCUUAUUACAUUUUUGGGACCUAAGUAGUGAUAGAAAUUCCUGCAGGAAUCCCAACCCGCCCCCAUCCAAGACCCCCCCAAAAUUUUGGCAAAAGUAGCUUCUCACCUGCAGGUAUCUGUAGAAGUCAUCUUUUUCCAAACCGUAUUUGUUCUGUAAUUCAUCAAAUGUCGGAAAUGCCCUCUUGUGGAUAAGCGAGUGAUAACUGGUCAAGCCCUUAGUAAUCCAUUUCUUGAAUCUGUUAUCGUUUUUAUUUGGUGCAAAGUCCCUAUCGUUGGCCUGUAUUGUUUCUAUCAUUGCAUGUGAUCUGUAUGUAUGUGUGAGGGAGCUGGAAAACCCUCCCCUCACUGAGGUGAUAAAAGUCUAUUGACUAUUCAUGGACAUGGUUUUUGUUUACUUUAUUUUGUUAAACCCUUCUAACAUCUCCUCUCUUCGAGGUCAACGUCUUGUGGGGGUGUGUCCGUAUGGAGUGCACACAUGGGGAUGCAGCAAACAGGUCCCAGCAGUGGCAAAUCAGCUUGUUAGGCUGGGUUCGUGAUCAGAGACGGGAGGGGAGGAGGAGGAGGGGGAGAGUUAUUCAGUAUGAUUUAGCUUUCGUUUGGUCUAUUUUGGGUUAUUUAGUUAUUUUGGGUUAAUUUGUAUUCAUUUAUGAUCUUUCAGUUAAGUAUUAAGGCAAUUUUAUAUAGGGAUUAAUUGGUUAGAGGUCAGAUGUGUGUAUAUUUAUCACUAAAGGGGGAGAUUGAGGCAGUCAUGCAGGUGAGAGAAAGAGGGAGGGGGGAGCAGGUGAGAGAGAGCCUCUGCUCAGCUUAAAAGCAGCAUCACCUGUGUGAGUGGGUGAUUGUGUGUGUGGCUUCCUGCAGCCUGCUGCUCAGAGGAGGAUCAUGUUGAAGACUACUGUUAAUAUUGGACUUAUUGAAAAUCUCAGAGCUCUGAAACCUGCUGUCUGACACCAUCCUUCUUUCCUCAUGCUGGAGAUCUUCACUACCGCUGGGUUUCAUUCAGUUUAGAGGUUUUAUCACCAUCAAAACCUUACAGUAUGUGUGUAAGGUUUUAAUAUUCUGAUACCUGUUUCUGCAGGACUGUGCUGUGAUUAGAAUUAGUUUUUGUUUUGGGGAUUGGGUGUUAAAGAAAAAAAAAAGUAUUUACUGUUUGAUAAAAACGUGUCGCUUAAUUUUCAAUAAAAAAUAUUUCAACAGUUCAGCCCAGAAAGAGUCAGCUAGGUGUUCCCCACAGACCUUCUCUCUCAUGUGUAGUCACUUCCUGAUCUGUUGACCUCCUCCUGUCCAGGACCUCGGUGAUGAGAUCGACUGUGACGUUCCCACCUGUGGAGAACUCCUGAGGAACUUCUACGGUUCUUUCAGCUCUCCAAACUACCCGGACUUUUACCCACCAGGUAGUAACUGCACCUGGCUGAUCGACACUGGAGACCACAGGAAGGUACAAAGAGUCCACCUGGUCUAAGAAAGACUUGGUUCUGAACUGUCUGUGCUGAGCUCUCCCUAUGCCCCCCCCCCUUGCAGGUCAUCCUGAGGUUCACCGACUUCAAGCUCGAUGGGACCGGUUAUGGAGACUACGUGAAGGUCUACGACGGACUGGAGGAGAACCCUCGUCGACUUCUCAGGGUGCUGACCGCCUUUGACUCCAGGGCGCCAGUCAACGUGGUUUCAUCAUCGGGUCAACUCCGGGUUCACUUCUAUGCCGACAAAAUUAACGCUGCCAGAGGUUUCAACGUGACCUACCAGGUGAGGAGUCUCCUGAUCAGUCUGUGUGUAGAUGUUCCUCAGAUAGAUUUGUUCUGUUUCAUCUAUGUCUGUGUUUUUUUCUUAGUUCUGUGUAACCUUUGUCUGGCUCUGUUCUGCAGGUGGACGGGUUCUGUCUGCCAUGGGAGGUUCCUUGUGGGGGGAACUGGGGCUGUUACACUGAACAGCAGCGCUGUGAUGGUUACUGGCACUGUCCAAACGGACGGGAUGAGCAGAACUGUUCCUCAUGUCAGGAGGACGAGUUCCCCUGUUCCAGAAACGGAGCCUGUUAUCCUCAAUCGGACCGCUGCAACUACCAGAACCGUUGCCCCAACGGUUCUGAUGAAAAGAACUGCUUCUUCUGCCAACCUGGAAACUUCCACUGCAAGGUACCAACAAACAUACAGACAUACUCAGCUAGUAUGUAUGUGUGUGUGUGUGUGUGUGUGUGUGUGUGUGUGUUUAUAUGUAUAUAUACAGUAUAUGUGUGUGUGUUUAUAUGUAUAUAUAUAUGGUGUGUGUGUAUAUAUAUAUAUACUGUGUGUAUGUCCCUCAAGGGGUCUCCCUGGCUGGACUCUUUUGUGUUAGGCAUGUUUGGUUUUGGUAAAGAGGUGCAGGUGAUUGGUUAAAGUGUUUGAGUUGAGUUAAAAUUGAGAGGAAGAAGCAAAAUAUCGAAUUUAGUGAGUUAAUCGACUUAAUUUAUCAGUGAAAGAGGAAUAAAGAGGAAGAGCCUAUCUGGGUAGAUAUCUGAUGGAGAGAAAAAUGAAAGAAAGUUAAAUUAAUUUCAAUGAAAAUUGAACUAAAACGAGGUGAAAUAACGUUAAAUUAAAUUUAACAUCAGAAAUGGAACCACUGGAUAAAGGGAUCAAUUUGUCUCUAUGUUGCAGAGAUCAGCAAAGCUCAAAUAAACUGCCUGAUGCAGUUGGGGGAAUCUGGAAAAAUCCAUGAAAUUGUCAAUUUAAGGAAUUAACUUUAAAUUUAAUUCACAAAUUGCAACAAAGCUAAAGGUUCAACUACACAAUUUAUCUGGAAUGAUAAAAUAAAUUUGAAAUAUUAAUUAAUUUGUUAAUUAAUUAAUCUCACGAAGAGGGUUAAUACAUUCAUGUAUUAUAGGCAACAGUCAAACUGCUUGAUGGUGUGAGAAGUAACAACAACAACAACAACAAGAUCAGGUGACUGAUUCAAGGAGUUACUUUAUCAAUACAUUAUAGAAGCUCUUAUAUCAAAGAUGAAAAUCAAAAAUCAAUGAUCAGUGAUUUAGAAUAAGAACAUCAAACACUAUCAACCAAGUCAACACCUGGAGUUAUGUCUGUAGAGUGUCAUACACUGACUACAGAGAGGCAGUACAGUUGGCUGAUACUGCAAGGCAGAUAAUAACAGUGUUUGCUCAAUACCAAAAGCAACCAUGUGGGGCAGUAUGGAGUUGGGAUAACUGCACAAGCUCAACACAAGUGGAGAAGAAGAAGAAAAGAGAAAACAGUCAUCCAACCGGCCACUUGUGGUUGUGUGGAGGUACAGAAGGUAUGAAGGAAGGGGCCAUUUGGUUCUGCCUCCUUGAAGGGCCUUAUCUGCUUAAAGCCAAAUGGGUCAGUCUCUCCCAUAAACUGUAUAAAGAAUGGACAGAGUCUGCCUCCUCGCUGGGUGAAGCCACUCCGAGAACAGCACCCUCUGUUGAUGGGCUGCAGUAUAGGUCAUAAAUCCCGCCUCCGCCAGCAAAGCUUAUGGGGCUGUGGACAAACUUUAGAAAUUUAUUACACAGAAUAUAAAUGUUUCUCCCCCCUGCUUGUGAUGUUGACAUGUAGUUAUUGUAAGACUAGUUUGUGCUCAAGUCCUCUUUUUUUCUGUACAGCUCCGUUUUUAAAAGUUAUUAGGGGGUUCAUGUUUUCUAUGAUUGACACCUGAUACAGCCUAUUGGCGUUCAGGAAUUGCGUAGCUCACCCGAGAGAUACGCUGUUUGACCCGAGCGUCAUCACAGCAACUCCAGGCGACUGCGCGGCCAACUGCACGCAUCGCUACUGCGCAGAGCUGGUUUCAGGAAAUGAAGAAAAAUCUCGGAAAUACAGAGAGCUUUAUGGUUUCAAAUCCGUUUACAGGCGGGAGGCGGAACCAAGUUGUCCACAGUAUAUACAGUCUAUGGUCUCUCCACUGACAACAAAAGGUCAACGGUUCAUAGCAGGCUGCGUCUGCACCUCCAAACAUAAACAGAACUUUACACCGCCUGCUCAAGGUGGAUUGGUUCAAUAAAAGCACUCACAGAAACAAGAAUCAAAGGUACAAAUCCCUCAACAGCAGAUGCAACUACAGACUUUAAAAUCACAAAAAUGGUGAUUUGUGAACCAGAUUUGGUCUGAAUUUAUUCAAACAAAAACCUCCCACUGUUACAGUGGUUUCCUGUGACAGGUAGCCAAUCUGUCAGGGGAAAGGAGGAAAUCUGAAUCCCAUAUAGUUACUAGAACCUCAUAGCAGACUACAGAGACUUCAGGGGCUUGAAACCACAGCUCGGAGCGUUGCGAACACCGGGCUCAGCCAAAGGCCUUAAAUACAAGCGUAUGGUGACGCAGCAAUUGUGCACUUAAUUAUUGGACAGUCUAGACAAAGCAGAAGGAGCAGUUUCACUGCUGCCAAGAACAACGAUUCAAGCUGUCCAGCUCACAUACAGACUACAGGCAUGUAGUACAAAAAGUGUGUGAAACACAGAGCAUAAAGGUGUUAUGCAUAAAUCAGAAAACACAUCAGAACUUAGUCCAGCAACUUCAGCGAGCAUAGCAUUGAUUGAGAUUAAGUCUAAAAUAGGACUUGGCGAUUAUAUGGUCGUGAUCAAUGAUCAUGAUAAAUUUCAGUUCGAUCACGGUAAUCAGCUGUGAGCAUAUUUACUCGAUCAAACAUGGCGGAAAUGUGCGUCACAACAGGCACGUAUUUCAGACGUAUCUCCCGCCCACCCCCCGUAUUGUCAUUUCUCCCGGGAAUUUCUCGUAGCAUGGUCCGCAUUCAUUCAUGAGAAGUUCACUAUAUUUGUUCAAAGUUUCCAGACAACCGGAGAUAGUCCUGUUUUUCUGCUGGACAAGAGGCCUCACAGACAGUGGAUUGAUACUUUCACUUUACAGUUUGGGAUGAUUCAGGUCGGUUUAAGCUGUAAACUAUACUUAAGCAGUGUUUGUUGGGAAAUGAACACUUCAAUGAAAGGGAAACAAAUGCGAGAUAUGCGGGAGUGAUGCGGCGAGAGUGAUGCGAUCAGGGCAUCCCUGGAUAAAAGACUGCUGUAUUUCAUGCACAGAUGUUCAGAGAGCCUCACACGGGAGAGCAUGUAAAACAUAUGAGGACUUUAACAUUCAUAUUUUUCUAAGUGUAUCUUAUUCAAUUUGCUUUAUUUACUUUGUAUGUUAAUGAAAUGUUGAACUAAUCUCUAGUUUCUUUAGUUUUUAGUUCAGAUGCUUUAAAACUGGCAGUUAAAAAAAAAUCGUGAUAAUAAUCGAGAUCGGACGAUAUGACAAAAUAUAUCGUGAUCAUUUUUUUUGCCAAAUCGCCCAGGCCUAGUCUUGAAUAGCCUGGAGAUAAGUUUCUCUCAUCGAGUUGGAAGGAUAAAUCUAAAGUUGUCUGUUAGUAUCCAGAAGUUUUGUUUGAAAUGCCUCACGUAGGGGCACCAAAAAUAAUACUGUAGCAAUUUGAAUUUAUAAUAAAUGUCUGAAGAUCAAUAAUCUCAAAUCACGACAUUUAUGCACUCAUUGAAAGGGGCACCACCCACCCUUAAUGGUGGGAAAAUAAAGAAAAACAAAAGUCUAAUUCAGAAAUCAAACAUUAAGUCAAUCUUGAAUUAAUCAAUUUCAUAUCUUAAGCCAAAAUUCUCAUUUCAGGGACUCCACCUCUGGAAGAACACUAACAGACAAGAACUUAGAAAAGUAAUGAUCUGUUUAUUACAGGAUAAAUGAUGGUACAACAUACAUACAAUAAAUGAUGGUAAGAUAAUGAGGAUAAAAUAAUAAUAGGUGAAUAAAUAAAGAUUCUGAGUCAGGCUAGGAGCACUAAAGUUAAUGAUAGUGAGUGAAUAUGCUCCUACAUAUUGACCUACACUAACUUUGGUGUCGAGAUAAACUCGGAUGUGGAUUUGGAUGAACCUAGGAUUACCAGAAUAAGUGAAUAUCUGAGUUAUGACCGCAUGAGACAGCAUCAGCCCUGUUUGGAGCUCUGGAGGUUUGCAUACUUAAGUGAGACUGGUCUUUGGAGAAGAUGGAGCAAAUAUCAAAGGUCCGGGGCUAGAAAACAAAGAGAAAACAAAGAAGAGGGCUAAGAGAAGACCCAGGAAACAUGCGGGAGGAAAAAGAGAGCCAGUACCCCUAACUUUACUGUUUUUUAUCUCCUUCACACUGGGAGUGUCUCUGGCGUGUGUGUGUGUGAGGAGACAGAGGAGGGGUCGUGGGAUCUCCGGCUGCAGAGGAGACCUCUUGGAUCUCUGAUUAUUUGAUCUAACUUAUAGCUUUGGCUGGUAAAAGAGUCAGAUCUGAUACUCACUCACUAUGAUUAAUAUCAUUGAAUGCUUGGUUUCAUGAUAAAUAAUUUGAUACUAAACACAUAUGAAUGAAGUGUAGGAUCACAUCAAACAUUCUCAUUAUGUUUUAAGUAUCACAUUGAACAUGCUAAAUUACUCUGAAAUGAAACAGAUAGUAACACAUAGAAACUGUGAACAACAAAAGAGUAAACACAUGUGAAUGAACUUCAUCAUGAUUAAUAAUGGAUUCUAAAUACUCACAUUCAGAUUAUUCAAUGACAUUACAACCACCUAAUGGUUAAAAAUACUAAAUAAAUGAUUAAAAUAUAGACGAAACAUUUCUAAACCAUUUCUGUUACUUAAGAGUAAAGUUAUGAUUCAUAGUCAAUAAAUUUAACUCUUAAAAGUUAAUGAAACAGUCUGAAAAGCUGUUGGUCUAAAGAAACAAAAGAAUAAAGGAUUUAUUCUGUCAGAGUGAUAACUCUGCUUCUGGAGCACAUAGAAAAAUGGGAAACAUCUCAUUUUAACACAAAUUUCAUGAUUAGACAGAUUAGUACAUUGCUGAAUGCAUAAGAUGUCAUGAUCAGUCAUUUGUGGUCUUUCACCAAAGGAAUGCAGUUUUUAUCAGUACAUGGUUGAGCAGGGGUUUACGACCGAGGUCUGGAGGUCAGUGUCCUGCUCCUCAGACCUUUCCUUGGGGUCCGUUAAGACGGUAAAUCUCAAGUGGGAGACCUGGAUUGAGGCAUGAAUGAUUAUUUAGAUGGUCAGCGAUGGAGUCAGUUUGAAAGGUAAUAAAAACUUUGUCUCUGCUCUCCAAAUUGACCAAUCAUGAAGAGCCAGAGGUUUUGGUCAACCUCUGGUCGGGUCAGUUAGGUAACCUGACAGUGCAAACAAGUCUGGAAAGAUUUAUAUCAUCCUGUGUCCUGGGACCAGAUAAGGAACCUUUCCUGCGAGGAAUGUGUGGGUUUCACCCACAGGGUUGUCUUGUUUUGCAUAUCCAUGGACUGAGAGGCUUCCGUGCAAGAAGGAAGCCCUUACUCCAAAAGCAGCACCGAAAGGCUCGACUGAAGUUUGCUUCUGAUCACAUGGACAAAGAUAAGAUCUUCUGGAGGAAAGUUCUGUGGUCAGCCGAACAAAAAUCGAACUGUUUGGCCACAAUGCUCAGCAAUAUGUUUGGAGGAGAAAAGGUGAGGCCUUUAACCUCAAGAACACCAUGCCUACCGUCAAGCACGGUGGUGGUAGUAUUAUGCUGGGGGGCUGUUUUGCUGCGAAUGGAACUGGUGCUUUACAGAGAGUAAAUGGGAUAAUGAAGAAGGAGGAUUACCUUCAAAUUCUUCUAGAUAACCUAAAAUCAUCAACCCUGAAGGUUGGGUCUUGGGCGCAGUUGGGUGUUCCAACAGGACAAUGACCCCAAACACACAUCAAAAGUGAUAAUGGAAUGGCUAACCCUAACCAGAAGCUUGUGAAAGGCUACCAAAAGCACCUACUUGAAGUGAAAAUGGCCAAGGGACAUGUAACCAAAUAUAAGCACUGCUGUAUGUAUAUUUUUGACCCAGCAGAUUUUGUCAAUUUUUCAGUUAACCUAUAAUAAAGUCAUAAAAGAACUAAACUUCAUGAAUGUAUCUGUUCCAAUCACUAUCAAAGAAAAAAUCAGAGUUGUAGAAAUAACGGGAAACUCAAGGGAACCAUGACAUUAUGUUCUUUACAAGUAUAUGUAAACUUUUGACCACAACUGUAUAUAAAUAUAUAUGUGUAUAUAUAUAAACGUAUGUGUGUGUAUAUAUAUAUAUAUAUAUAUAUAUAUAUAUAUACAUAUAUAUAUAUAUAUAUAUAUAUAUAUUCUGUUACAGACACUUGUCUUACUUUGUUAAAGCGGUUUACCUGUCCAGCAGAAAGGUUACAGGGUCACCAAGAUCCCCAAGCGUCCCCCAUCGUUUAUGUUGACCCGGCUUUUUAGCUCUUGUCCGGUCUACCUCCGUUUUAAGCGCCCGUUAUUCCUCCAGAGUCUCCGGUAUUUACUUUGUUUUCUUGCUUGUGUCGGCAGUCGUGGCCAAAGGAGGAUUCAGACAAUUUUCCGAACUUUCUGGUUGGUUUCUACUGUCCGAUAUUGUAGCACGCUAACUUUGUUUGGGCUCCUGAACGACACGGGGGAGCAGCGUCUGCCUCACAACCAAUCAGGUUAGAGGAGGUGGAGAACGGCUUCAUUUACAGCCAGAAAGAGCGGACCGCUCAAAAAUGUUCAAAUGUUGACAACACAGACAUAAGAGAACACAGAGAUAUCGUUAUAUUCCCAAAUGUCAUCAAUAACUAAUAACCAUUGACUGAUAUUAAAAGAUUUUCUGCUUAUUUAACAGAAUCAAGUUUUCUCCUCUUAUUAGUAUUCAGUGGUGCUGCUCUGACCUCUGACCUCUGACCUCCUGCAGAAUAACCGUUGUGUGUUCGAGUCCUGGGUGUGUGAUGCUCAGGAUGAUUGUGGCGAUGGCAGCGAUGAGGAAAGUUGUCCCGUCAUCGUUCCCACCAGAGUCAUCACCGCCGCCGUCAUCGGGAGUCUCAUCUGCGGCCUCCUAUUGGUCAUCGCCCUCGGCUGCACCUGCAAACUUUACUCUCUGCGCAUGUUUGAACGCAGGUGAGCACACCUGAGCAUGCCCGCUUCCUGAACCGAGUGAUUGGUUAUCAAGCUGCACAGUUUUAAACCCUGUGAUUGGUUGCUGCAGGUCAUUUGAGACACAGCUGUCCCGAGUGGAGGCAGAGUUACUGAGAAGAGAAGCUCCUCCCUCUUAUGGUCAGCUGAUUGCUCAGGGACUGAUCCCACCUGUGGAGGAUUUCCCAGUGUGCUCUGGGAGUCAGGUAAGUACAGGAAGUGUACCUGAUCGAACAGGUGAGCUUAAAAGGGUUAAAGGUCGUGUUGGUAAUCUGAUUAUCUGAUCACUUAAAAUGAUCGAUCAAUACAUGUUCUUAAAAAAGAGACAAACAUGGUAAAGAGUAAAAACACCGACCAAUCCCGUGCAACCCCCAAACAAAACGUAUGCAUGUACACACAAAGAGAUGGACAUCAUGGACAAGUGAAUUAACAGCAAAGCUUGAAGAGUUUGUGGGUGGGGAUGUGAUAUUGGUUGUGGCCCUCCAUUUUGUUGCAUUUAAACAGAAAAUGACUUCACAAUGGGUUAUCAUGAGCUUCUAGAUCAUCUAGAGUCUAGACAAGUGGUGGGCAGCUUUGAUGAUGGAGAGGGACACUGUAUUUCCACACUCAUUCCAGGGGGCCACAUAACAUAUACUGUCGGUCCAUUUGGUUGCGCCCGCUUAUAUUGCUUAUGGCAAUAUAAGCUCUAAGUUAUACUGCUGGGGAGGGGUGAGAUAAUGUCCCAAGGAGAUGCUACAUUUAAAUUCAUGCUAGUUUGCCAUGAUUACCAACCCGACCUUUAAAUUUGAUUAAAGUGAAAAUGUUCUUUAUCUACAUGGAAGAACAGGUGAGAUAGACUACGUUCAUACUGCAGGUUAUGACGCACAAUUUGGAUUUUUUGUUAAAUCCGAUCUUUUUGUGCGGUCGUUCACAUGACAACAACGAGCGUGGCAUCUAAUGUGAACAGAAUGCGUCCGUGAAGUGACCCACAUGCACACAAAGCAGGAUGUGACGCCUCGAACAGCGCCCGGUUACGGUUUGAGCCCUCUAUUUUGGCUUGAACUGACCGGUCUCCCCAUAUAUUUAUCUACUCUAAUGUUUCGUCUUUUCACCACUGCCUGUUCUCCGUUCCCUCGUCUGCCGUUGCUUUCUGCACCUGUUUGUGUCGUCGAACAACGGUGACGUUUGUCGCAUAUUGAUGCCAUAUAUGUCGGAUGAACGCGACCUGAGUGUCCACACUGCAGUCACAUCAGAUACAUAUCCGAUUUAUAACCACAUACAGAAGAGGCUUGGGUUGGGUUUGAAAAAAUCCGAAUUGCACUGUUCACACUUACAUGAAAAAUCUAAUAUGUGUCACAUAUGGUUAAAAACUCUGAACUGACCUGCAGCGUGAACAUAGCCUUAGACUCAGCUCACCUGGAUGAACUGUUUGUUUACACCCGACCUGCCAAUAUCCUGGUUUUAAACUCCGGUCAGUUUUGGGGUUCCCUUGUCUGGUGGAUAUGAGCUCAUUAUGAGAGUAUUUGUAAUUAAAUUACUCGUCUAAAUCAGUCUCAGUGAAGCUGCACACUUUGUUUUAACAAUAACUAAUGGUAAUAAAAUAAUAAUAAUAGCUACGAUAUGAACUAAGCUGGGGUGAUUCGUCGACGUAAUCAACGUAAUCGACUACAGAAAUUUGUUGACAUGUCACAUGAUGACGUAGACAAUGGCUACUUCAGGUAACGGUGAAAGCAUAGACGGCAAACGAGCUCCACCUAUUGGGGUCGAUUUCAAACCUACUUUAACAUGAUCUAUGAGCAGCUCUUCUGUUCUUCCUGGCACUGCUUUCAUUCAUGGAGACAUGCAGUGACCCGUCAAUCAAAUAACCCACCACAGUGGACGGCCGCUGCAUCAUACGACCUGCAUCCCAUAUCUUAUUCAUUCACUCUAAGCAGUUAGUUCGGAGUUGAAGCAUCAGUUUUGUGCUUUUAUUUGUCUGAUAACUCGCUAAUUAAUCAGCUGUGUGAUCGCCGACGAUAGCUCGCUAAUGCUUAUACUCGGUGCACGUGACCUCCGCUGCACAUAUGUAUACUGAGACCAUACCUGCCAACACUCGGGUUUGUUCCCCGUAUUUCAGACCUCUCUCCCGCCCUCCUCCCGUAUUGUCAUUUCUCCCAAAGGGAAUCUCCCGUAGUCUGAUGGUCCACGUUCAUUCAUGAAUCGGACAUUUGUCCAAAGACAACCGAAGAUUGUCCUGUGUUUCUGCGGAGUCUCACAGACACUGGACUGAUACUUUGACUUAUUUAAACUAUAUUUAACAAAAUGAACACUUUAAUAAAAGGGAAACAAACCUGAGAUCGUCUGUCACCGUCUCUGAGUGAUGCGUUCAGGGUAGCCUCGGAUAAAAGAGUGCUGUAUUUCACACACAGAUGUUCAGAGAGACUCACACAGGAGAGAGAGGAUGGAGAACAGAGGAGGACUUUAAUAUGAGACUGAAGCAGAUCAGAGCUGAACCGAACAGUCUCAUUGGUUAAAGGAGAAUCCAUCACACCUGUUUACUCGCUGUGACCCGUUAGAAUCCUGUAAAUCCACUCUCCUCCUCCUUCUCUCCUCUCCUCCUCCCCUCCUCCUCCUCGCUUCUCCUCUCCUCCUCCUCUCUCCUCUUCCUCUCCUCCUACUCCUCCUCUUCUCCUCCUUUUCUCCCCCCUCCUCUCCUCCUCUCUUCUGCCCCCCCUCCUCCUCCAUGCUCCCUCUCCUUCCUCUCUUCCUCCUCCUCUCCGCCUCUUCCUCCCCUCAUCCUCCUCUCCUCCUCCCUCCCCUUUUUUCUUCUCCUUCUCCUCCUCCACAUCCUCCUCCUCUCCUUCCUCUUUUUUUCCUCCCCAUCCUCCUCCUCUCCAUUUCUCCUCCCCCCCCUCCUCCUUUCUCCUCCUCCAACUCUUCCUCUUCUCCUUUCCACCUCUUAUUCUCCUCCUCCUCCUCUUGUCCUCCUCUACUUUUCUCCUUCUCCCCCUCCUCUCCUCCUCUCUCCUCUUCCCCUCCUUCUCCUCUCCUCCUACUCCCCCUUUCUUUCUCCUUUCUCCUCCUCCCCCUUGUCCUCCUCUCUCCACCUCCCCUCCUCCUCCUCCUCCUUUCCCCCACCUUCUCCUCUCCUCCUGCUCUCUCCUUUCCUCCUCUCUCCCCCACCUCCUCCUCUCUCCUACUCCUCCUCUCCUCCUCCUCUCUCCUCCUCCUAUUUUUACUCCUCCUCACUUUAUCCUCUCCUUUUUCUCUCUCCUCCUCCUCCUCUACCCUUUCUUCUCCUCUCUCCUCCCCCUCCUCCUCUUUUCCUCCUCUCCCCCUCCUUUUCCUCCUCUCCCCCGUCUCCUCCUCCUCCGUCUCCUCCUCCUCCUCCUCUCUUCCCCUCCUCCUUGUCUGUUCCUCCUCCUUAACCUCCUCUCCUCCCUUCCUCCUCCUCCCUUCCUCCUCCCCCUCCUCCUCCUCCUCCUCUCCUCCUCCUCCUUCUCUCUUCUUCCUCCUCUCCUCCUCUCCUCUUCCCCCUCCUCCUCCUCUCUUCCCCUCCUCCUUGUCUGUUCCUCCUCCUUAACCUCCUCUCCUCCCUUCCUCCUCCCCCUCCUCCUCCUCCUCCCCUCCUCCUCCUCCUCCUUUCCCCCACCUUCUCCUCUCCUCCUCCUCUCUCCUUUCCUCCUCUCUCCCCCACCUCCUCCUCUCUCCUACUCCUCCUCCUCUCUCCUCCUCCUAUUUUUACUCCUCCUCACUUUAUCCUCUCCUUUUUCUCUCUCCUCCUCCUCCUCUACCCUUUCUUCUCCUCUCUCCUCCCCCUCCUCCUCUUUUCCUCCUCUCCCCCUCCUUUUCCCCUCUCCUCCGUCUCCUCCUCCUUCUCUCUUCUUCCUCCUCUCCUCCUCUCCUCUUCCCCCUCCUCCUCCUCUCUUCCCCUCCUCCUUGUCUGUUCCUCCUCCUCUCCUCCCCCUCCUCCCCCACCUUCUCCUCUCCUCCUCCUCUCUCCUUUCCUCCUCUCUCCCCCACCUCCUCCUCUCUCCUCCUCCUCCUCUCCUCCUCCUCUCUCCUCCUCCUAUUUUUACUCCUCCUCACUUUAUCCUCUCCUUUUUCUCUCUCCUCCUCCUCCUCUACCCUUUCUUCUCCUCUCUCCUCCCCCUCCUCCUCUUUUCCUCCUCUCCCCCCUUCUUUUCCCCUCUCCUCCGUCUCCUCCUCCUUCUCUCUUCUUCCUCCUCUCCUCCUCCUCUCUUCCCCUCCUCCUUGUCUGUUCCUCCUCCUUAACCUCCUCUCCUCCCUUCCUCCUCCUCCCCUCCUCCUCCUCUCUCCUCCUCCUCUCCUCCUCCUCCCCUCCUCCUCUCCUCCCUUCCUCCUCCUCCCCCUCCUCCUCCUCCUCCUCUCCUCCUCCUCCCCUUAUCAGUGAUGUAACCAUAGAGCAGCCAAUCAGCAGAUCUUGUCCUGUCUUCUGUCUCUCUUAGGCGUCCGUCCUGGAAAACCUCCGUCUGGCUGUUCGCUCUCAGCUUGGCUUCACCUCCCUCAGACUUCCAUCCCCCGGGCGCCACAGCAACCUCUGGCGCCGCCUUUUCACCUUCUCGCGAUCUCGGCGGUCUGGCUCCCUCGCCCUGGUCUCUGCUGACCUGGAAGACAGCGCCGGCACCGGGAGCACUGGGAGUUCUGGUUCGGACCUACUGUCUCCGGACUCUGAUGACACGGACACAGAGGGUGAUCGAGGACGGGAACGCAGCGUCGGUGCAGUGGGCGGGCCCGUUGCGCCCCUUCCCCACAAAACCCCGCCCUCCUGCAUCGUAGAGGCCGUUCUGUCCGUCACAACACAUGCGACCCCCGUGACCCCUACUCCUGGCCAUGGUAGACCUCAUGACAGACCGAGAGAGGCUCCGCCCCCUUCUGGUCCGGUCACCAUGGUAACAACCAGGUCAGAUCCAGCGGGACACAACGAGGCCUCGGACCUUCAGUCCCCGCCCACAUCAGCACUCCAGAGGCUGGCCCAGAACCUGCACCGGUUCGCGAGAAACCUGACCAGAACCAGCCAGAACCAGCAGGACCAGACAUGGACCAAUCAGAGCCCUCUCCACCAGCUGGAGACAGGAAGAGGCGGGGCUGAAGCCGCGGAGCGAAGAGGAAGCAGAGAAGAAGAGGAGGAUGUGGAACUCCUGAUCCCGGUCUUGGACUCCUCCUCUUCCUCCUCAUCCUCCUCAUCGGUUAGUGACAUCAGACAUCACCCAAGUCAUCACCAUGGCAAUGGUAGUCGAGGAGGGCGGGACGGUCCCUGUGAACACUGCAGGAUGGUACACACGGCGCAGAUCCCGGACGCCUGCCUGGAGGCCACGGCGAGCAAAACGGAGAGCAGUGACGAUGAGCUUCUGCUGCUGUGCUAGAGGGCUAACGAGCUACGCUAACAUGCUAACCAGCUGUACGAUACCGGUCCUACCCUGACAGAACACCCACAGACUGCAAAUGUGCUAACGUGCUAACAGACCCGACCUGCUAGCUAACCCUGCUAACCCUGCGUCAGACAGCUAACAUCAUGCUAAUAUCUCACCCUGGACCACGAGAGCGAGCCAAAAGUGCUAGCACGCCGUCUAGACAAGAGACAGAUGCUGUCCUCCUCCUGCUGUUAGCAUGUUAGCUAGCUUGACGGUCCUCAACGCUGUAUAAGAUUAACGAGCCAAUCAGACACAGCGAGGAGUGACAUCAGCGGUCUGGUUCUGGUACAACUUCUGGUCUGUCCAUGAAAACACUCCCCCCAGGUGAACUUCCUGUUUGGUACAGCUGACCCCCCCCCCCCUUCUUUGUUUUGUUGGGUUACCCGGGUCACCAUAAGAUGAGGAGGGUCAUGUGACCGCUGAGGGUUGCUGAAGGUCGCCAAACACCUGAAGACCAGGGCUAAGAGAGAGAGGCUGAACCAAGUCGGAAUGAGGACUUCCUCUGGUCCUCAAAGAAGCACAAGAACUGAGACAGGGACCGGAUAAGGUUCUGGUUCAGGUCCCUCAGGUCAUGUGACCCUCACUGUCUUAUCGCAGCCUUAAGUCUUCAUCACUGAACAUGGUCUGGGUUACCGUUCUCGACCUGGACAAGGUUCUGGAAAGUUUAGAACUGGACCCACUUUUACAGGAACUUCUGUGAACAUUUCAAACUACGAAAAAACGAUGACCUCGUCCUGAUUCACAACCCCCCCCCCCCCCUCCUCCUCUCCUCCUCUCUCCUCCUCCUCUGCUCCUCCUCUGCUCACCCUCUCCUCCUCCUCUCUCCUCCUCCUCUGCUCCUGUUUCUGUAUUUUUGUGUUUGGUACUAUAAUUUGUAAUGACCUGGUGUGUGUGAGUGUGUCUGUAUAUUUAUUUUUAUUAUUAUUAUUAUUAUUAUUAUUGUUGUUGUUGUUGUUGUUUUUGUUGUUGGAUUGGUUCUUCUUUUUGUGUUUGUUGGUUGUUUGUUGUGUUUUUCUUACCUGCAUGAUUUCAGGUGUUCGUUGUUUUUCUUUGAGUCUGUAGAUUAAACUGCACUAAAGAUUAAAGCUUCAUGUUCUCUAA
Molecule: messenger RNA, 28741 nt
Organism: Xyrichtys novacula (pearly razorfish)
Lineage: Eukaryota; Metazoa; Chordata; Actinopteri; Labriformes; Labridae
Source: the annotation of a GenBank genome assembly